Ipomoea nil (Japanese morning glory) is the source of this 1978-nucleotide messenger RNA. RefSeq names its product phytolongin Phyl1.1-like. The coding region runs from base 837 to 1658 and encodes 273 amino acids. NCBI's taxonomy places the organism in Eukaryota, Viridiplantae, Streptophyta, Magnoliopsida, Solanales, Convolvulaceae. The transcript is spliced from 2 exons. Gene Ontology annotation, cellular component: membrane. The record is from RefSeq and is a predicted model, not a curated record.
GGGUACUUGGGUGCGGUCUGGCAUUCCUUCCGUAUUCCACAGCCUGGGACUCGCAAUUGGAACUGGGUCAGCAGCAAUCCUCAUCAUAAAUUCAUCAUCUACCAUAAAUAAAUCCAUCAUCAUCCUUUAAUAAGUCCUCCAGUUGACCUGAUCACUUGCUCUCCUUUCGCAUUUUCCUCUCUCUCUCUCUCUCUCUCUCUGCUCUCUGGACUCUGGGUGUGCUUCAAACCGUUUGAGAACUGAACAGGGCAUUCUGAUCUUGUGCAGAUGGGUUUGUUGGUUCUCGAAGAUUAGGGAAGAGCAGGCUUGAUAGAGUUAUGAAAGACUUUAUUCUUGAUUUUGAGUACUUGGCAGAGGAAUUGGUUUGGUAUUUUGGGGAUUUUUUCCAGCUUGUUUCUGAUGAAUUGCUAGCUUUCUGUAUGGUCUUUGCCUCUUUAUCUGAAGAUCUUCUUGUCCAUUUUUAUUCCCAAAUCUUGAUUGCUUGAAGAAAUUUCCUCCAAAAAUGGGAACUUUAUUGCUGUGGUAGUGUGAUUCUGAAAGUACUGUACUUGUUGGUGAAGAAAUUUCUUCAAAAAAUGAGGAUUCUGAACGUACUUAACUUGUUGGUGAAGAAAUUUCCUCAAAAAAUUGAAACUUUAUUGUUGUGAAAUUGUGAUGCUGAAGGUACUUGUUGGUGAAGAAAUUUCCUCCAAAAAUCGAAACUUUAUUGUUGUGAAAUUGUGAUUCUGAAGGUAUAUGGUUUUGGUGGCUUGGUGCUAGGGAGAUUGAGGUGUAUUGGUGGUUUGAGAGAUUUGAUUUGGUUGUAGAUUGAAGAUUGAAAUCCAUCUUUUUCAUAGAUGGAUUCAUCGAAAAAAGGCGUUAGUUAUUGCUCUGUAUCGAAGGGGGGUCGAGUUUUAUACACGUACAACGAUGGAGGGCUCGAGAUUGAGAACUUGGCUGCGUUAUGCUUAGAGAAGGCGCCUCCCCACCACAGAUGGUAUUUCCAGACGAUGGGUAAAAGGACGUUUUGUUUUCUAAUGGAAGAUGGCUAUGUCUAUUUCGCGAUUGCGGAGGAGGCUCUUGGCAAUGCGGGAGUUCUUCAGUUUCUUCAGAACCUGAGACACGAAUUCAAGAAGUUUUCGAGGAGGGGUUCGAGCAGGAGCAUGUCGAGUCUGAGCUCGCUAAGCUCUGUCCAGGAACAGCUAGUUCCCGUCAUCCGGAAUUUAAUUACCUCGCUCGAGCAUGUCUCGGGCGGCGACACCGACUGGCCCGCCGGCGUCUCCGCCUCGUCCUUCACCGACGCAAACGGGCAAAUAGAAGGCGGUUCCUCGACGAGAGCGCCUCUAUUGAGCAAGUCGGGCAAGUACUACGACAAGAAGAAAAAGAAGGAGCAUGCUAUUGCUAUGAGGGAUAUCGAGAUGGAGGAGCACAGGAAGUCGACGGAGAAGGUUAGGGGAGUCGAUUCGGGAGCUCGGGAUUGUAACAGCUAUGGUGCAUCGGGCUCUCCAGCGUCCCUAACGAAGGAAUUUGGGUCGGGAAGGACGAGGGCAAGUAACCCGAACUUCCAAAAGAAAUGGUGUUGCCUAGUUAGGAUUGUUCUCGCUGUUGAUGCUGCGGUUUGUCUCCUCCUCCUCGUGAUAUGGCUCGUGGUAUGCGAUGGAACAAAAUGCCUCGGUUGAAACCCGAACUCUUCCUAUCAUCGAAAUUUUCUUGUGAUGAAAGACCGAAUGGAAAGGAGGCAUUGGCAUCUACAUCAAGCACAAUAUACACCCCGCCCGGCAUAUAUUAACCAUAAACCUCGUUUGUACAGAAACCGUGAGCUUGUAUACAACAUGAACCCGGUAGAACUCAAAGCAAUCGGAUCAUCGCAGCUCAAGUUUGAAUGCUUCCUUUACAAUAAUUUGGUUUGUUUUGCCUUGCACCUUUUCAUGUUGCAUUAGAAGUGUGCAAAAAUCUCAGCUUGCAAUAAUGAGAAUGAUGUGAUGCUGCACUUCUUGCA